Chelmon rostratus (copperband butterflyfish) is the source of this 3049-nucleotide messenger RNA. RefSeq lists its product as uncharacterized. The transcript has 9 exons. The coding region runs from base 1 to 2616 and encodes 871 amino acids. Gene Ontology annotation, cellular component: cytoplasm; membrane. Gene Ontology annotation, biological process: regulation of translational fidelity. Gene Ontology annotation, molecular function: tRNA binding; double-stranded RNA binding; nucleotidyltransferase activity. Lineage: Eukaryota; Metazoa; Chordata; Actinopteri; Chaetodontiformes; Chaetodontidae. The record is from RefSeq and is a predicted model, not a curated record.
AUGGCUCAGCGCUCGCUGCACGUGUCCGUCGGCAUCCUGGGCAUCGCUGGAGGUUCUCUCCUGCUUUUGGUGAACGACUAUGGCAGCACACCUGAAAAAAACCUAAUCCCCUAUACUGCACUGGGGAUUCUGCUCCUCAUCAUUGCCGCCCUCUUGGCUUAUACAGGUGUCUGUCGCAGUCUGUCCCAUGCCCAGCUGUUUUCCUCUCUGUGUCUGACCGUCUCUGCCCUGUGGUGUGGUUCAGGUCUGGUGUACAUCCUGGUGGGGCAGGGGGUGCUGCAGCCCACAGAGCUGAGAUCAUCACUGGUCCCGGGCCUGGCGGCGUUCACCUUAGCCCUGCUAAUAAUAGCCAGCGUAGCAGUCGUAGCGAGGAAAAUAGUUCUUUUUCUCUUAGCUCUUGGCAUUAGCUUAGCAUGUGCCCAUCAAAUCGCCGGUUUGUCAGCUGCAGGUUUUGGUCAGUCUGCCACGGCUGCUAACUACUUUAUCGUGUGUCUGGUGGGUCUUUACUUCGGGUCUGGACGCCUGCUGUCCACCAUCACUCAAGGUAAAGUGGAGCCUCCGGGAACAGGCCUGAAGAGCAAAGCUGACCUGAAAACAGAGCAGAGUCGGAGCUGCGUUGAUGCAGUGUCAGUAGGUCUGGUGAUGAACUUGCUGUCCGCCUCUGUGCUAGCCUGUCCACUGUUAGGUGUGGUCCCCCAGCUCUCCGUCGGUCACGUCCCCUGGCUGUGGACAGCUGGAGUCUUCCAGCUUGCCAUGUGUGUCCUCUUCUACCGCGCCAUGGACACACUAGCUGCCACCUUCUAUGGCUUCACUGCUGUGCUGAAGUUUGCAGAGGGCUACAGUGCUCUCCUAUCAUUUUACUCAAUUGAGCCUUACUCCCCUGUCCCCUUCCCUGUUGUCUUCUCUGUGCUUUUCUCCGUCCUGGCUCUGUUCAGUUGCCAGAAGAGCUUACUGGAGGGGCUCUACCAGUUAUUCUUUGUAGCUUAUUGUAUCUCCAUCGCAGCCCAGCCUCAAGGCUUCUUCCAAGGAGGCACACAGGGUGUGCAGGCGGCUAUAUUUGUCGUCUCUGCCUGCAUGCUUUUAAUUACCACAUUCAAUAUGGUCUCAACUAUGAUGAUUCCAACAGGGCAGGGCUACUUCAAGGCUUUAGUAACAAGGGUGCAGGGUCUCACUCUCAGAGUUCAUGACAAAGAGCUCCAUGCGCCUCACCUGGGCUACUCCAAGUAUGCAGACGCAGAGGUGUUAGGCCACGCCUGCAGCGUGCUGGCUGCUUUUGCCAUCACAGCCACAGUUGGUGACAGAAACCCUCUGUCUGUGCUGGUUCUGCCCUGGGUGGUGGUGGCUGGAGGGGCACUCCAGCUGCUCUGCGGUUCAGUAGCUUUUGCUCGGGGCAAAACCUUUGAGAGCACAGUGUUCAUUCUCUACGGGAUGAUGUGGACAGUGUGGGGGCUGACACGAUACGGCGGCCUCUACGGUGAGAGCAGGGGCUUUGAUCUGGCGGUCGGGAUCAUUAGCUUUAUGCUGUUUAACGUUUUAGUGACAAUCGCGGCGCUGUUCCUAAGUGUCGCCUGGUUUGCUUACUCCUUCACCUUCCAGCUCAUACUUAUUAGCUUCCUGCUGCACGCGGUAAAUGCACUGCCUUACGGCUACGACAUAGGAGUCACCAUCAUCUUUGGUCUCGUCAGUUUUUAUUGUUUCCUGGCGCACAUUUUCAACAGCACUUUCCAGUCCCCCCAGAUCCCCUUAGGAAGACCUUUAAUCAAGAUGAGUGGGGUCGGGGGAGGCGCAGAUAUCUGUCCGCAUGUACCAGCCCGCAAGGCCACGUCUGUCCAGCAGAUUGCAGAGAUCAUGAAAAAUGGGGGCAUAUGUGGAAUGCCUACCGACACCGUCUAUGUGCUGGUGGCAGCUUGCAACAGGCCCGACGCAGUCAUCAAAGCAUACAAGGUGAAGAAGCAGGCAGAGGACAGACCCAUGUCUCUGUGGAUCUCCUCCAUCAAGCAGCUGGAGCCGGUGCGACACCUGCUGAGCCCUCUGCUCCUGGACUUCAUGGAGGCUGCCUGGCCCUCCUCCAUUAGCAUGGUUAUACCUAGAGGCCCGUGGAUGGACCCCUUUGGGUUAGGAGAUGCGGCCAAACACAUAGGGACUCCACAAAGCAUUGCCAUCAGAAACCCAGACUGUUCUGUGGCCACACACCUCAUUAAUCUGGUGGGGCCCAUCGCUGUAACCUCAGCCAACCCUACAGGCGAGGCAGACACAACUCACCACAACCAAGUUUAUGCCAAGCUGGGCAGCAAGGUGGAUGGAGUGUUAUGUGAUGGAGCCUCCCCAGAGAACAUUGCAUCUACUGUGGUUGACUGCACUAAGAUUGAAACAGGGCAUAUUGGUUUCUUCAGAGUGGGUCUCAUUCCUAAAUCUAAGGUUCUUCAGAUCUUCGAGGAGGUUCAGCAGCGGCACAGACAUGGGCACACGAAUGAUGCUUUUGAGUUUGAUGUGCAUCUGCCAGACACACAGAGGGACAGAAGUUCAGGAGGAUCGGAGUCAGGAAGAGGAUCUGGAGACUCAGCGCCAUCCACAGUGUCAUCUGAACAAAGUCCUGUCCUCAGAAAUGAGUCAUAGUAUCAGCACACUACUUGAAGAUUCUGCCAAAUGUAACCUUAAUUCAGAUGACGUGUACACAAAAGGCUGUUAUUAAAUGAAAAAUCCACAUGGACAUUGGAUAGUUGCCACACUGUUGUUUGUACCGCCACAAGCUGUUCGUCUCAGUGUUUUAUGGUGGACAAACUGAUGUUUUUAUCAUGUUUGUCUGUUUAUCUGAAUGUUUUUUGCAAGAGAAAACUUUGUAUUGGUAUAAAAUUUGUAUGAUGCUUUAUAUGCACAUGGACCUAAUGCACUCUUAUCAGUUGUAAUAUGACUAACUGAACAACAUUAUUGUAUGUCGCGUGCUAUAUGUAAUAUAUUUUAAUUGUUAUUUUUUGCACUGUCUUCCCUUUUGUCUGGAAAUACGUGACUGUACUGUAUAUAAUUUUCAUGAUAAAAUAUACAUUAAAUU